Brassica napus (rape) is the source of this 1414-nucleotide messenger RNA. Its product is annotated as ervatamin-B. Gene Ontology annotation, molecular function: cysteine-type endopeptidase activity. The coding region runs from base 211 to 1272 and encodes 353 amino acids. The record is from RefSeq and is a predicted model, not a curated record. NCBI's taxonomy places the organism in Eukaryota, Viridiplantae, Streptophyta, Magnoliopsida, Brassicales, Brassicaceae. Gene Ontology annotation, cellular component: lysosome. The transcript is spliced from 2 exons.
AUGCCCUUACUUGACUAGUCUACUUCGAGCAUGUAGCAAUUGGCCAACUGAAGUCAUAAGAACCACGCAACCGAGUCCUGCCGCGUAGAAUAUUCAAACAGAAAAAAUGUCACCAAAUACUUCAGUCUCUAAUCUCUAUAAAAGCUACCUUCUCACACCCGUUUCUUGGCAACCAAUUAAAGUCAUAUAAACCCUAAAACUUUCUCAAACAUGUCAUACAUUUUCUCUUAUGGCAUGCUUUCUUCUACUUUCUUAGUUCUAUCAAUUAUUUUGGGUUCCACAACUUCAGGAGCCACAUCUCGUGUGGAUCUCUUUGAAGCUGCUGCCAAGGUAAAACAUGAGCAGUGGAUGGCUCGAUUCCAUCGUGUUUACUCUGGUGAAUCCGAAAAACGGAACAGGUUCGAGAUCUUUAAGAAGAACUUGGAGCUCGUCCAGAGCUUCAACAUGAAUAAGAACGCAACAUACAAGAUGGAUGUCAACAAGUUCUCUGAUCUCACCGAUGAGGAGUUUCGAGCGGCCUACACGGGACUAGUUGUACCCGAGAGUAUAAAUGGAUUGUCAAAAUCAGAGUCCGGCAAAAUGCUACGGUUUAAAUAUGAGAAUGUUAGUGAUGCCGACGAGAGCAAGGAUUGGAGAGACGAGGGGGCCGUUACAUCCGUUAAGGAUCAAGACACUUGCGGAGCUUGUUGGGCGUUUGCGGCCGUAGCGGCUGUUGAAGGUGUAACAAAGAUUAAGACGGGCAAGCUUAUAUCACUCGCAGAACAACAACUAAUAGACUGCGACAGAGAAUACAAUAAUGGGUGUGACGGAGGACUAUCGCUGAAUGCAUACGAGUACAUCAAAAACCAAGGCAUUAGCACAGAGCAAAACUACCCAUACCAAAGAAUACAGCAAACCUGUCUUGCAACAACACAAUCAGCUGAUUUCGUUGCUGCAACGAUCAGCGGAUAUGAGACAGUUCCGAUGAAUAACGAGGACGCGUUGCUACAAGCGGUGUCUCAACAGCCUGUUUCUGUGAGGAUAGAAGGGUCUGGGGCUGCGUUUAGGCACUACUCGGAUGGGAUAUUCGAUGGAGAGUGUGGGACGCAUUUGCAUCAUGCGGUUACGAUCGUUGGAUAUGGAAUGAGUGAAGAAGGAACUAAGUAUUGGCUAUUGAAGAACUCAUGGGGGCAAAAUUGGGGAGAAGGUGGAUACAUGAGGAUCAAGAGAGACGUGAAUACACCCGAAGGAAUGUGUGGUUUGGCCAUGCAUCCUUCUUACCCACUUGGUUGACCUCGUCUUAAGUAAUUGAUAAGAACCUGAAUAAUUAUAUUAUGGAAUUGGAAGCUUGGUUUUAAUGUUUUCGUUAAAAGGAUUAGUCGUGUGUAAUUUGAAUUUUAUGUUGGUGUGGAAGAAUAAAAACUUUAAGAAACAA